This is a messenger RNA of Amblyraja radiata (thorny skate), 8983 nucleotides long. RefSeq names its product helicase with zinc finger 2a (gene helz2a). The coding region runs from base 336 to 8759 and encodes 2807 amino acids. The record is from RefSeq and is a predicted model, not a curated record. Lineage: Eukaryota; Metazoa; Chordata; Chondrichthyes; Rajiformes; Rajidae. Gene Ontology annotation, molecular function: RNA nuclease activity; 5'-3' DNA helicase activity; ATP hydrolysis activity. The transcript has 21 exons.
AGUCUUGUCUGUCAGCGGAUCGCUGCAUUUAAAGGCAGUGCUGUCGCUGAAGGCAACUGUCCAAUGCGAUAGACCCGCCAGCGGAAAAAAUUGUCAUUUUAUGAUGAGGAGGAGAAUCAGCCUCUGAUGUUGGCAGAAGUUUAAAGGGACAGCGGAGGGGAGGAAUAACUGGUGACAUCGGGUGAAGAUUCUACUCACCACAAUCUACGCUGCUCACAAUAACCAUGCCAUACUUCUUUUGCAACUCAGAGGCCGACCAUUGAUUCUGCAUCAGACGAUUGAAAACCAAACAGCCGAGAUCUCUCCACACUGAGGUACUGCCCCCUUGAAGGAGAAUGAGAAGUUUGGAAGAUCUGUUUACGAAGCUUGACUUGCAGCUAAUUUGCGCUCAAUGUUCUGAGAAAACAGACGAGCGCACCGUUGUUCUCAAGAACGUGAACCAUGAAUGCCAGCAUCUCGAACUUGUUGCGAGGAAGGAACAGAGCAGUUGGAAACUAAUCCGGAAGCGAUCUCCUUUCAUUAAUCCAGCAAAAUAUGAAGUUUGUUGGUUCUAUAAGGAAGGUUUUGGCUGCAGGAGACAUGGAAACAACUGCACAUUUGCGUGGAGUAAAGAAGAAGCUAUGGUGUGGAAUUUUGAAAGGGACCAUAAUAUUCAACGAAACAACCUGAAGAAUUUGGUGGCAGGAAGAACAAACAACAAAAAACCACGAGCAAAGAAGCAGACUGUUGAGGAAGAAAUUGUUAACGAAUUUGAAGGACAAUUUCUUGAAAUAUGUGCAGUUUGUUUCGAUAUGAUACCUCAUAAAAUAGUUUCUCAAAGAUCCAAUGACUUUUGUUGCGAGCAACCACAGCAUAAAUGGAGGCCAUUGCUGGUCUAUAACUAUGUGGGCACUAAUGAUAUGGUGAAGUACGAUGAAAUUAAACCUCUCUCAUCACGAGUCACAUUACAGUACUGCGAUAAAAUGAAGCGGGGAUGGUUAUGUGGACAGGUUUCCAGUCAUUGCAGUUUUGCCCAUAGUGAGGUUGAACUGAUGGUGUGGAAAUCAGAGACUCAACGGGGUCUGAUACGUUCCACUCUGGUUCAGGUAUCACAGAAACGGAACUGGAACGGGCAGCCGGGCGAGGCACAGGUCACAGAAAAAAAUGUUCAGUUUUACUGCAAAGUGUGCCUAGUAACCUUUUCUUCCCAGGAUGGAUUUCAGAAUCAUUGCUCUUCCAUAGAACAUUGUCAGAUGGUCUUGACAGAUACUACUGUUGACUGGAAGUAUCGAAAACCACCUCUUAAGAGAAAAUAUUUCCAGUUAUGUUCAAGGAAGGAUAUCUGUGAACUUGGUGACAACUGCGUUUAUGCCCACUCCCGUGAAGAACUUGAAGAAUGGCUAACGCGAUCAAAGGUUGGGCAAAAUCGGAAGAAAGAAGCAGGAAAACAAGGCCUGAUUUCAUUUCGGGACAGAUUACUCGAAGAAUACAGAAACUGUGGGAAUGAAGUACUGAUUAUGUCAGAGAAAGUUGAUGGUGUUACCAUAUCGUGUGAUCGUGACUUAAGAGUACCUCAUUACAGGAAGAAAAUUAAACUGACGUGGAAAUUCAAGAUAGAAUCACAGAGAGCAUUGUUGAAUGUUGCCCUGCUGAAAAGAGAACCUAGUGCCAACUUUUCAUUGGAAGGAGAAGGUUUACAAAAAGACUGUUUUGAUGCAGACGGCAAAAAAUUCCAAUCAUCCGAAUCUUUGUAUUUUAUUGGCGUCUCGUUUCGAGCUGUGAACAUAGGGAUUUAUCAACAAUGGGUGGUUUUUGAUUUUGGUGAUCGACCUCAUCUUGUCCAGAAGAUUUGUAUUGGUGACGAGGAACUUCCUCAAAGCUCCAAUAAUCCAACCAAUGGCUUCCAAUCUGACAAUCUGGAGAGAUGGAACAGUGGAAACAGAAGGAUAAUCCCUUGCGUGGAAAGAAAUGAACAUGAGCGUCAUGUGUUGCAGACCUAUAAGUCACCCGCUCUCUCACUGGAAGGUAACACCACGGAUAUGGCAAAGGUUCCAAUAAGCUGUGCAAAUUACAGGAAAAGUAUGCACAGUUUCCUGAACCGAGAGGAGCAAGCUGAGGCCAACAUUGUUUCAAGACUCAAUCUGAAGGUGGCCAUUUUGAUCACUGACAAAUUGGAAGACACUGGGGAAGGAAUGAAGAUUGCGCAGUCUGGAGAGCUCUUUGGUGUGCUCCCAACACCCUCUGCACUCACCAAUUCUAAAGAAGGCUAUCUAUUUAAAAGAGCGGUCAAAACUGCACUGUUAGCACUAAAUCCCUCUUCCAACAACGCCGUUUAUGAGGCUGCCAUCAUCCAAGCAGCUACCAGCGAGAGCCGCGUUGCUCUUAACCUCUCGAUGAGAUGCCACACUGAUCUCGGCUUCUCCAAAGGAAACUCGUAUGCAGUGGAGAUCCAGUUUCAGUUGGACCGCCUUGCGUUCUGCUUCAAGCAUCAAGCCGUGGACAAGCUUCCAAACGAGCAGGUGAUUUUCCCCAACUUUGCCAGCUGCUCCAUUCCUCAGCAUCCUGUUGCUAGUCUAGCCGGAAACCGGAAGCAAUGCGAUGCUUUGGCCUUCAUUACUGGGCAACCCUCUGGAAACAGAAGAGUGCCGCCUCUGCUAAUUUACGGCCCGUUUGGAACUGGCAAGACCUUUACCCUGGCAAAAGCAGCAAUGGAAAUAGUCAAGAAGCCAGGUUCCAGGUUGCUUCUGUGUACUGACACAAACAGUGCGGCCGACUUGUACGUCAAGGACUACUUUCAUCAAUUUGUUUCUGAGUUUCCUGACGGAAGACCGCUGCGACUGAAGUACGUCAAGCAGAACCCCAUCCAUACCGACCCGAUCACAAAACAGUACUGUUUGCUUUCCAACAAUGCAUUCACUGUGCCUGAUAGACAUAUAUUGGAGUCGUACCGUAUUGUCAUCACCACCUGCAUGGAGGCAAAGCUGUUCACCGAACUCAAGCUUCCCCUUGGGUUUUUCACACACAUUUUUAUCGACGAGGCCUCUCAAAUGUUGGAAUGCGACGCAAUAAUUCCGCUGGGCAUCGCCGGAGAUAAGACGCGGGUUGUCUUGGCAGGAGAUCACCUGCAGGUGACACCAAGGCUCUUCUCUGUCAAAGACAGGGAGAUGCCAGACUACACGUUACUCAACCGCCUGUUCCAAUACUACAAGAGGGAAGAGCACGAGGUGGCAGGGAAAAGCCGCAUCAUCUUCAACGUAAACUACAGAUCGGUGAAAGAGAUCAUCGACUUUGUGUCGGUGCAUUUUUACGUGAGAGAGGUCGACAUCAUUAAAGCGAGUGGAAACAUUCCACGUCACCCUGAGUUCUAUCCUCUCAUGUUCUGCCACGUCUCAGGGAAGGCCAGUUUCAACUCGUCCAGCUUAUCCUGGUACAAUGAGUGUGAAGUUCUCCAAGUUGUAGAAAAGGUAUUUUCGGUCGUGAAGGGAUGGCCCGUUGAAUGGGGAACACUGGAACUAAAGGAAAUCUGUGUUGUAUCAGCUGAAACAUAUCAGGUUCAGUGCUUGAGGCAGAAACUCAGGUCAUCUCGACUCGCGUCAGUGACUGUAGAGAAUGUCUUCAAUAUUCAAGGAAAGCAGUUCAGAGUGAUGAUCAUCUCGACCGUGCAUAAUUGUGAAAGCAGCAACUCUGCAAAGAGUGCUGGCUUAGAAUUCUUCAGUCAACUUGGCGUUUUGAACACGGCCAUGACGCGAGCCCAAUCUCUCGUGAUAGUCGUGGGAGACGCGGUGGCUCUUUGCUCCGUUGGGAAUUGCAGCAAAAUCUGGAAGAGGUACAUUCAGAAGUCUAUUGACAAAAAAGGCAUUUACCCGGAAGAGCUAUCAAUGGAGCAGAUUAGACAAAACAUUGUUGACAAUGAGUGCUUGACGGCCAAGGAUGAAGAUGACAGUGACAAUGAUUCGGAGAAAGAAAUUGAUCUAAUACUGCAAGAACUUCUUGACGAGAGCAAGAAUAUGGCGUUAUUCGUUACAGAUGAAGGCCUGAUGGAUUUUGCCAAAACUGGGGACAAAAUAGGGAAUGUGAGUUAUAGUGCAUAUGUUCCAUCCCUUCAUAAAAGGUUCUCUGUGCAGUAUGAAGACCAUCCUGUAGAGACCCUGGAAACAUGGUUGUUAAACGAGCCUACAAAAUAUAAGCGAUGUGAAAUAGUUAUGGAAACAUUUCACAAAGGCUACGCCAUUGCUCUGGAUGAUCUUCAGCUUGCUCACAUUCAAAUAGAAGGUCGGGCGAACUUUGGAAAAUCAUUCCCCGGUGAUCAGUGUUUGGUUGAAAUUCUACCCCAGAGCUCAGAGCAAGCUGACAACUCUAAUGUCAAUGGAAAAGUGGUUGGGGUUUUGAGACCAGGUGACCUGCCGAGAAUCUUUGUCUGCAGAAUCGAUGAAUAUGAUCCUCAAGUCAUGAUUCCUAUCAACAAAUGUGUAACAAAAAUCUACACACCAUGGCUUGACAAGGCUAAGAACACCAUCAAUAUUCGCAAACGCAAGAAAGGUAAAUAUGUGACAGAUAACACAUUAAUCCUUACUGAAAAAAUAAGAAAACAUUUCUUCCUCGUUGAAAUACUAUGUUGGCGGGAAAACUUUCACUAUCCAUUGGGAAUUGUAACUGAGAAACUCCCUGCAGCACUGACAAUGGAUCAUGGAAUGAAAAUACUGAACUUGGAGUAUCACGUUCAUGAGAGCUUCCCAGAAGAAGUGAACCUAGAGCUGGAGGCCCACUGCCGAGAACCGGGAAAGGAUCCUGGUGAAGAGCGGUUGGACUGCCGGGAGUACUUAACAUUUACAGUGGAUCCGAAAGAUUCCAGGGAUCUUGACGAUGCUAUUAGUGUGAGAGACUUGGGUGAAUGCUAUGAGAUAGGUGUUCACAUCGCCGACGUCUCCGUGUUUGUGCCAAGUGGGAGUUCCUUGGAUGAAGAGGCCCAGCGGCGUGGAGUGACGUAUUAUUCGCCUACACGUGAUCCAAUUCACAUGCUGCCUCCGAAGCUGAGCCAAGAGCUCUGCACCCUUCUCCCAGGAGAGGAUCGCAAGGUCAUUUCUUUAUUUGUUGAGGUACAAAAAGGUACAGAUCGAGUUGUGAAAGGAAACUUUUCACUUUCCCAUGCCCGAUCAGACAAGAAACUCACCUAUGAAGAAGCGGAGGAGUACAUCAAGGAUUUUAGUGGAAGUGAAUUGAGAUUUGAUACUUUGGAAGAUUCAGUUGCCGUGGCAUUUCACUUUUCCAGAGUUCACAGAAAGUACAGACUGCAAGAUGGUUAUUAUUAUGAUAAGCCUGAUGACCAUAGACAUCUAGGGAACAGGCGGUCCCAUCAAAUGAUCGAAGAACUCAUGAUAAUGAUGAAUAGCUUUGUGGCCGAAUUCCUGACCAACGGGCCGCAAACAAUGAACGUGAUACCAUUAAGAUGUCAGGGCCCCCCUGCUCCUCAUAAGGUUGCCACUCUAAAGCAAAAGCAUAAAAACCUGGUCAACCUUUCCAUUCAUCUCUCGCAUCAUCUGGAGGUCCGACCAAAUUUCCAACCUCCGUCCUGUCCGGAAUUCCAGGUCUUGUCUUCCGUAUGGAACGGUCUGGUGAAAGCGGCAGAGGACAAUGACAUCAACAGGUUGAUAGACUUCAUUGGAACGGAUGACGUCCACCCAAAUCUUGCACCAGUCUCCCUGGAGCUGAGGAGAAUCAUGCUCAAAUCCUUCGUCAUUCGUUCCAACUCAACAUCACUUUCAAAGCAAGGGCAUUAUUCCCUUCACCUUGAAUCUUACACUUGGGCCACGUCACCGAUUCGACGAUAUCCAGACAUUGUUAUCCAACGUCUCCUUACUCAAAUGUUGUGCCAAGGAGAAAUUCCAUACAGCCCGCAGGAAAUUGACAAAUUAUGCAUCGAUUUCAACAGGAAAAAAAGGAGGGCUUCCGAUUAUGAAAAAAGCGCUCAAACUAUUCACUUGGCAACGCAACUUAAGAAUCAAGUCAUGCAGAAGAUGGUAUUUACCUUUAAUGUUGUUCCAUUGUGCAGGCACUUUGGUGUCUUAUUCCCAAUGAGCUCUGAUGCUCUGAAAGUGAUCCAAAGCAUCAACUACAGAACACUUCAGCUGGUGGCCCAACCUACAUACAACGAGGAAACUAAAGUAAUGAUAUUAAAAUGGAGGAAAAGAGUUUACAGUCUAGACACAUCGAGAAAUUCUUUUCUUCCACCUGGGCCGUUCUGUAACCCAUACAUCAAUACGAUUAACAGUAAAACUUGGCAGGAAUUUGUGAAGGCGGUCAGAUUGGAUGAAUAUUCCAAGGCAUCAAUCCUUGUCUUGGAGGAGAGCCAAUGUACCAAAUCUACUGUGGCGCAAGCAAAUUUUGGCAAGAUCGACGCCAGCAAGGGCAGUCCUUCACACCACGUAACCAUUUCUCUGAACGUGAAAAAUGGGAAUGCUUUGCAGUUGCAACUGACUAAAGGAGAAAAGGAUGGUUUCUUGGUGCCAGCCGUGCAGUUGUUUAAUGUAACUCCCAUGUUUGAGAUUUGCGUGGAACAUGCAGAAAAUCCUGUGACCUGCUUUUCGGAGUAUGCUUCAAAGUCGCCCCAAAACACCUACCUGACGAUAGAGGAAUAUCAAGCGAUCUGGUUACCUUUGUGUGCGAUGGAAUCUGUGACCAGCGCUGUGGCUGAAAAUGAAGUAAUCAUCAUUUAUGGUGUUAAGAUAACUUGGGCAAAGAAAUGUAAAACUCUGCUUGGCACUUUCUCUAUUCCCAAAGAAUUUUGUGAGAAGUGGCAGAUUAAAAGUGCCCUGUCUAAGUGUUACUUGUGCAUCCGGUGCAGAGACCUGAAACAAAAUGUGGACAAAUAUCUGACCCAAAACGAAGGGACCCUUCACCGAAGUUUGAAGGGACUGACCAAUUCAGAAAAUUCCCCGGAAGUAAACAUUGACCCAAACCGCUACAUUUGGGUGGCACAUGCAGUGAUAGAAGAAUUUUCUAAUGAUGGUCAAAAACCUGACAGGGAAGCUGACAUUAAGACAAACUUUACCGUGCACCAAAUGCCCAUGGAUACCAUCCCAAAGGAAAUAUAUCAAAAGGAUACAACAUUCGUUGUGGAAGUAAUUCCAAAACAACUUCCUGAAAUACGCAAGGAGCAAGCCAUUAAGAACCUUCCUCGUGCAUCGUCACUUGCUCAGGAUAUCGCACUAGGUCGACGGACAAAUUCUACAAGUGUAAUGAGACCAUGGCAGCGCAGCUACAACAUUCCUAAACUACCAAAUCUCAACCCAAGCCAAGUCACUGCAAUCCGUUCUGCUCUCCAGAAUGCAUUUACACUUAUUCAAGGCCCACCAGGAACAGGGAAAACUAUGGUCGGGGUUCAUAUCGUGUAUUGGUUCCAUCAAAUGAACCAAGAGAACAGUGAACGUACUCUGCUAACUGGAACAGAAGGCCAAAAGGGAAAGUGUAUACUUUACUGUGGACCUUCCAACAAAUCUGUCAAUGUUGUUGCUGAAUACCUCCUGAAACUCAGAGCAGAGGUGAGACCACUCCGUGUUUACAGCGAGCAAGUGGAGAUGGUGGAUUUUCCUUAUCCUGGCAGCAACCUGCAGGUCUCCAAGCAAUCCGUUAGAGAAACAAAACCAAAACCUGAACUUCGACCAAUAACCCUACAUUACAGAAUCCGAGAGACGACAAACCCUUAUGGGGAUGAAAUAAGAGCUUUCGAUGCCAAGUUUAGAAACGGAACAGAAGUGACAGAAGAAGAACUGAAACACUACAAGAAACUGCUUGACGAAGCACGCAAAUAUGAACUUCAAAAUCACGACGUCAUCCUUUGCACGUGCGCCACUUCUUCAGGCUACGGUCUACGGAAAAUAAGAAUGCGUCAGAUCUUGGUCGAUGAGAGCGCCAUGUGCACGGAACCAGAACUGUUAAUCCCGAUAGUUGCGCACAAGCAUGCAGACAAGAUUGUUCUUCUGGGAGACCACAUGCAACUACGCCCCAUCAUAAGCAACGAGUUCUGUAGACGUCUCGGCAUGGAGAAAUCAUUAUUUGAGCGUUAUGAGCGCCAAUUUAAUGUAGGAUUGCUUCUUGAUGUUCAAUACCGGAUGCACGUGGAAAUCUGCCAGUUUCCUUCCGAGCAGUUUUAUGAAGGGAAAUUAAAAACUGAUGACAAUAUUUCACGUCGCCCAAGAAGUGUCCUCAGUCACUCUGGAAAGAACUCUUGCCCGAUAAUCUUUGGACACGUGGAGGGAAAUGAAAUUAGUUUGAUGGUUUCAACAGAAGAGGGAAAUGAGAAUUCCAAAGCAAACAAAACAGAGGCGGAAAGAACUGUGAGCAUUGUGAGGCAGUUAAUGAAUCACAAAAUCAAUCCAAAGGAUAUUGCAGUUUUGACGCCCUACAAUGCCCAGGUGCUGGAGAUAAACAAACUGCUCAGGGCCAAAGGAAUCACAGAGGUCACUGUUUGCACCAUCGUAAAAAGCCAAGGAAGCGAAUGGCGUUAUGUUAUCUUCUCUGUUGUUCGUUCUCUUCCAAUCAAAGACAUUGAACCACAACCUUCAAAAUCCUGGCUGAAGAAAUACCUGGGUUUUGUCAUUGACCCAAACCAAGUGAAUGUUGCACUAACAAGAGCCAAGGAAGGCCUCUGUAUCUUUGGAAAUGAGCAUUUACUGAGCACCAGUUUUCUCUGGAAAGAGCUGCUGGCACAUUAUAGGAGGAAGAGGAGUUUGGUGAAGGCAGAAGACAUUGUUGUGAAGAGCAAUGCUGGCUUAAGAUCCUGACAGGGAACCCAAUAUGUUUCAGAUAUGGUGAGAUGUUAAAAAGUGCACAACUCAGCCUAUCGAUUACUUUACCGACAAGCUUCAUUUUAUUUCUGCAUUACAAGUGAAAGUGAUUCUUCAUUUAAAAGGUUACUCGAUCAUUAUCUUAUGUUAUAUCGGUGCACAUGUGAAGGAACUGAAAUUUAUUAAGAUUUGAUUGUAAUUGGCGUAAGGUCAUAAGUGAU